Messenger RNA from Monosiga brevicollis MX1, 2206 nucleotides. RefSeq lists its product as uncharacterized. The coding region runs from base 108 to 2006 and encodes 632 amino acids. NCBI's taxonomy places the organism in Eukaryota, Choanoflagellata, Craspedida, Salpingoecidae. The record is from RefSeq and is a predicted model, not a curated record. Gene Ontology annotation, molecular function: alpha-1,4-glucan glucosyltransferase (UDP-glucose donor) activity. Gene Ontology annotation, biological process: glycogen biosynthetic process. The transcript is spliced from 16 exons. Gene Ontology annotation, cellular component: cytoplasm.
UGGCUCGGCCCGGGAAUCACCUGCUUCCUGUUGAUUGAGGGCGCAAGGAACGACAGGCAGCUUCAGGGCACGCGUUUCGGUUGAAGUGUGUGGAUCAAACAGAGGCCAUGUCCGGCACAUCGGAUCUCCUCCUUCGCGCUGCCUCGCAGCUGGAAGGGGAUGUGUCAACCAACGAGGUGCCCAUGACCUUUGAGGUCGCCUGGGAAGUGUGCAACAAAGUGGGUGGCAUUCACACCGUCAUCAAGACCAAGGUGCCACAAACCGUGGCCGAGGUCGGCGAACGCAACUACGUCUGCGUCGGCCCGUUCUUCCCCCAAGCCCGUACGGAUGUGGAAGAGCUGGAGCCCAAAAGCGAAGUGCUGGCUGCGACUCUUGAUGCCGUCCGCUCCCAAGGCCUCCAGCUCGUGUACGGCCGCUGGCUGAUUGAGGGCGCCCCACAGGUACUCCUGGUUGACAUUGAGGCCUCUCGCCAUCGCAUUGAUGAAUGGAAAAAGGAUUUGUGGGAACAGACCGGUAUUGGAUGUCCCUGGGAUGACAAGGAAUCCAACAAUGCCAUCAUCUUUGGCUACCUCGUUGCCUGGUUCAUGGGCGAGUACCUGCACCAAUCUGAGGUUCUGCGCGGCAGCCAUCAGCAGUGUGUGGUGGCUCACUUUCACGAAUGGCUCGCCGGCGUCGGCCUCAUCCUCUGCCGCAUCCGCAAAUUCCGUCUUGCCACCAUCUUCACCACCCACGCGACCCUGCUGGGCCGAUACCUGUGCGCCGACCCCAAGUGCGACUUUUACAACAACUUGCCCUACUUUGAUGUGGACAAGGAAGCAGGGGACCGUCAAAUUUAUCACCGGUACUGCAUUGAGCGUGGCAGCUGCCAUAGCGCACACAUCUUCACCACCGUGUCCAAGAUCACUGCUUACGAAGCACGGCAUCUGCUCAAGCGCGAGGCCGAGGUCAUCACCCCCAACGGUUUGAACGUGGUCAAGUUUUCAGCUCUGCACGAGUUCCAGAACCUGCACGCCAAGAGCAAGGCCAAGAUUCACCAGUUUGUCAAGGGUCACUUCUACGGUCACAUCACCGAUGAAUGGGAUCUGGAUAAGACGCUGUACUUUUUCACGGCGGGUCGCUAUGAAUUUGUGAACAAGGGCUGUGACCUCUACCUUGAGAGCCUGGCCCGCCUCAAUCACAUGCUGCGCCAGACGGGCUCUGAUGUGACAGUCGUGGCCUUUGUCAUCAUGCCGGCAAAGACCGCCAAUUUCAACGUAGAAGCGUUGCGUGGCCAAGCCGUUGUCAAGAACUUGACGGACACCGUUAAGACCAUCCAGGGCAAGGUGGGGGCCAAGAUGUUGGAGCAGGUCAUGCGGGGUGAGCUUCCGCAGUCGGGCGAGCUGCUGGAUCAAACCGAUGUUCUCAAGCUGAAACGUGGUCUCCUUGGGGCACAGCGCGACUCGCUGCCGCCAGUCAUCACACACAAUCUGGAGGAUGACAGCAAGGAUGAGGUGCUUGGCUGUAUCCGCCGGUUCGUGCGCCAUGGCAAACGACGUCGCGAGCCGUGGGGCUACACGCCAGCCGAGUGCACCGUCCUGGGCGUGCCUUCUGUCACGUCGGAUUUGAGUGGUUUCGGUCUUUUCCUGCGCGAGCACGUCGAGGACCCUUCCCAGUAUGGUAUCUACGUCAUUGAUCGCCGCUUCAAGGCACCAGAGGAGAGUAUUCAGCAAUUGACCGAGCACAUGUUUGACUUCUGCUGCCUGAAUCGCCGCCAGCGCAUCAACUUGCGCAAUCGCACCGAGCGUCUCAGCGAUCUUCUGGGCUGGUCGACAUUGCAAGAUUACUACUAUAUGGCCCGCGUCAAGGCAUUGCAUCGCGUCUUCCCUCAUCAGUACCCGGACCCGGAUGCCAAAUCAAACACAAACUUCAAACUUCGAGCAUCCGCUGCCAACUCGCCCAAGCUUCCCCGUUUGGAGCCUCGUCUGGAGGAAGACCAGGUGCCGAUGGACCAGCUCAGCCUGGAAUAAGCAUCUCUUUCAGGGCGUGUAUCCCCUACUCACUCUUCUCGUGUCCGUGCCUCCCACAUGCUUGUGUCGCGGAGCUGCCCUCUCCAGGGCUGUCACAUUCAUAGUCGUCUUUGUGUCUCCCCGUGCUCCAUGACGUGCUGUUCCAACACAGUCGGUGCCCUCCUAUCUCUCAAAAGCCAAUAAAUUUAUCCACGUUUCCA